This is a messenger RNA of Apus apus (common swift), 1572 nucleotides long. RefSeq names its product CD74 molecule (gene CD74). Gene Ontology annotation, molecular function: MHC class II protein binding; macrophage migration inhibitory factor binding; cytokine receptor activity. The record is from RefSeq and is a predicted model, not a curated record. NCBI's taxonomy places the organism in Eukaryota, Metazoa, Chordata, Aves, Apodiformes, Apodidae. Gene Ontology annotation, cellular component: cytoplasm; membrane; cell surface. The transcript is spliced from 9 exons. The coding region runs from base 69 to 923 and encodes 284 amino acids. Gene Ontology annotation, biological process: positive regulation of ERK1 and ERK2 cascade; intracellular protein transport; positive regulation of cytokine-mediated signaling pathway.
GCCCGGGGGUAUUUCCAGUGGGGGCACUGGGGACGGUCACUGCUCACUGGGGAGCCGAGAGCGGAGCCAUGGCCGAGGAGCAGCGGGACCUCAUCUCCGACCGCGGCAGCCUCAAUGUUGGGGCCACCCAGAGGUCUGUGCUGGGCCGCAGAGCCGGCCUCUCUGUGCUCUCCAUCCUGGUGGCCCUGCUGAUCGCCGGCCAGGCUGUCACCGUCUACUUCGUCUACCAGCAGAGCGGGCAGAUCAGCAAGCUGACCAAGACUUCCCAGACCCUGCAGCUGGAGGCACUGCAGAGGAAGAUGCCGGCCAGUGCCAAGCCAGUCAACAAGAUGAAGAUGGCCAUGGUGAACACCCCCCUGGCCAUGAGGGUCCUGCCUCUUGCCCCAUCUGUAGCUGACAUGGACAUGGCCCCUGCUAGCAACAAAACCGAGGACCAAGUGAAGCACUUGCUGCUGCAAGCAGACCCCAGGAAGAUGUUCCCAGAGCUGAAGGACAACCUGAUGGACAACCUGAAGAGUCUGAAGAAGACCAUGACUGAUGCAGACUGGAAGGCCUUUGAAUCCUGGAUGCACAAGUGGCUGCUGUUUGAGAUGGCCAAGAACCCCAAGGUGGAGGACAACAAGGCAAUCCCAGCAGAGAAAGUGCAGACUAAGUGCCAGGCUGAGGCCAAUUCCAAGGGGGUCCAUCCUGGCCACUUCCGCCCCCGGUGCGAUGAGAACGGCGACUACCUGCCCAAGCAGUGCAAUCCUUCCACUGGCUACUGCUGGUGCUCCUACAAAAAUGGCACUAAGAUUGAGGGCACUGCCACUCGGGAAAAGCUGGAAUGCCCUGAUGUCACCGCUGCUUCUGCCACCACUGCGGAGCCGGAGGAGAUGAUCUUCUCUGGGGUAGACAUGCUCAAGCUGGGUGCAGAGAAAGAAUAAAGAGGACACCAGCAGCUGCCAGGCCCUCUCUUCAGCAUCCCAGCUCCCCCGUUUUUUUCGCUGUUUCAUUUCUGCUCUUACCUUGCUUUCCUGAGAUUAACAGUGGGCACCCCUGCACGCUCCUGCCCCCUCCUCGCUGCAGGGCAACAGAUGGGCCUGAUCUGCCACCAGGAUCAGUGCUAGAGCCAGUGACCCCUCAGAGGGUGGGUAAAGCAGGCUGGAAAGUGAUCUCAACAGUGUCAGACCCAUCAAUCCUGUUCCUUUUUGCUCAUCAGCAUCUCACAGCACCCGGGCAGCAGCAGCAGAGCUCACCCCAGCUGAAAAAUGAUCUGCUAAUGUUUUCUUAUGCUGUAUGAGUAUUAAAAAAGCAGCAAAACAACCUUCACCAGCUUUGUAACUGACCCUGGAAGGCUGAAGCCCUGUUAGGUUACUGGUGUAGAGGGUUUUUCUUGUGGAGUGCUCAGGUUUGUAGAUAGAUGCUCACCUUCAGCUUUUGUACACAGGCUGCAUAGCCAUGGCCAUGGGUGAGGGUGGGCAGAGGGGAGGGCCCUGGAGGUAGAGGGGCUUCUAUUUUUCUGAAUGUAUCAGAUAGUUCCUUGAUAAAUGUCCUCACAAGCUAAAUAUUUCAAAUAAACUUUUAAAUAAGAAA